Molecule: messenger RNA, 1088 nt
Organism: Schizosaccharomyces octosporus yFS286
Lineage: Eukaryota; Fungi; Ascomycota; Schizosaccharomycetes; Schizosaccharomycetales; Schizosaccharomycetaceae
Product: TIM23 translocase complex subunit Tim21
Exons: 1
Coding region: 36-707 (223 amino acids)
Biological process (GO): protein import into mitochondrial matrix
Cellular component (GO): TIM23 mitochondrial import inner membrane translocase complex
Source: RefSeq, a predicted model, not a curated record
UGGGUUUUUUAUAGCAUUCAAAAUAUAUAUUUUAUAUGAGACGUAGUAUUUGUUUAUCUAGUGCGCCACGACCUUCGAGCAUAUUCCAGCCGAAAAGGCUGUAUUCGCUUGCAUCCGAUUCAUUAAAUAAGAACCCGGAAAAGCCUAAAGAAGGACGUUUAGCUCGUGUCUUUAAAGAUCCUGCUGGAAAGUCGUGGAAGGAUCUCAGUGCUCCUCAAAAAGCUUACCGUACUUCUGCAAACUUUGGAAAUUUGUCAAUUGUUGUCUUCGGAGGAGGUGUGUUUGGAUUAAUCGUUUAUGCUUUGGUUACCAGCUUAUGGUCAGGUGAAGCCCAUUAUGGUGAUGAGGCAUUUGAUUUAUUGAAAAACAACCCAGAAUGCCAAUAUGUUUUUGGUGACGAAAUGAAGGCUAUAGGUGAGGCUAGUCAUCCUUUAAGAAGAACUCAUGGUAUUUUGACAAGCCGAGUUUGGGACCAUAAGGGCAUUGAACACCUGGUCUUGCAAUUUCAUUUGAUUGGAAAUGGUCAUAAGGGCCAUGUAUUUGGACGACUCGCGAAUAACGGAAAGGACUACGUCUGGGAAUACCUAUAUGUUGACGUUGCUAAUUAUGGAAAUAUUAUUCUGUUUGAUAAAACAAGAUCUAUAAGACACCAAAACAAGAACUUGGGUCUUUGGGGAAGCUUAAAAAACGUCAGCUGGGGUAAGUAAACAAAACAUUACCUGACUUUAACUUAAAGGAUUGCUCUAAAAAUUUUUCUUACCGAAAAUGAGAGUAUUCUGAAAAUCUUUUGGUGUUGAAGGGAUACAUGAAGCAGACAUGGCUAUGUGGAAGAUUUCAUGAUGACUUCAAGUGUACUAUCAAAUUUUGCUAGAGAAGUUCCCAUCUAGGAUUAAUAAAUAACAAAAAAACCAAUGAAAUAAGAGUGCCACUGACCUUCAGCUAAUACGAAAGCUAACCAUCGAAGUACUUUGCAGUCUUCCAUGGUUUUGGUGUUGAUAAUAUUCCCAUAAUCAAUCUAUUUUGAAAACUCUAUAUUGAAACAGAAGAAAAGCUAGUAAUUAUUCAUUUUACAUUUAUAGAAAAGAUCA